Messenger RNA from Phialemonium atrogriseum, 1164 nucleotides. Its product is annotated as norsolorinic acid reductase. The record is from RefSeq and is a predicted model, not a curated record. NCBI's taxonomy places the organism in Eukaryota, Fungi, Ascomycota, Sordariomycetes, Cephalothecales, Cephalothecaceae. Gene Ontology annotation, molecular function: oxidoreductase activity. Bases 1 to 1164 code for a protein of 387 amino acids. The transcript has 6 exons.
AUGGCGUCUGCUCUACCUAUGGCCCCGCCUCCCAAGAGCCCCCUUGGCAGGUAUCGACUCCUAUCACCCUCUGCCUCUGUGAGGGUCAGCCCACUAUGCCUGGGUGCCAUGAAUUUUGGCAACGCAUGGAAGGAUUACAUGGGACACUGUGACCAGACCGCCACUGAGAACAUUUUGGAUUUCUUCUAUGAGCAUGGAGGCAACUUCAUCGACACUGCAAACAAUUAUCAAUUUGAGGAAUCCGAGAAGUGGAUUGGGGAAUGGAUGAAGAAGCGUGGCAACCGGGACGAAAUUGUCCUGGCCACCAAGUACAGCACAAAUUACCGCGCCGGCCUGGGAAACAAGCAGAUUAUGGCCAACUUCGCCGGAAACGGAGCAAAGAGCCUCCACGCGUCGGUCGAAGCCAGUUUGAAGAAGCUGCAGACCGAUUAUAUCGACUUGCUCUAUGUGCACUGGUGGGAUUUCUCGACUUCGAUCCCGGAGUUGAUGCAAUCACUCAAUCACCUGGUUCAGGCCGGGAAGAUUCUGUAUCUCGGUGCCAGUGACAUGCCCGCAUGGGUGGUUAGCAAAGCCAACCAGUAUGCCCGGGACCACGGGCUUAGACAGUUCUCUGUCUACCAGGGGCGAUGGUCAGCUGGCAACCGUGACUUUGAGCGCGACAUCAUCCCAAUGGCCCGUGAUGAAGGCAUGGCACUUGCGCCGUGGGGAUCCCUCGGUGGUGGUAACUUCAAGACCGAGGAACAGCGCAAGGCACAGGAGGGCCGGAAGGUCAAGCCCACCGACGCGCAGAUCAAGAUCAGCGAUGCUUUGGAAGCAGUGGCAAAGCGCAAGAACACCAUCAUCACCAGCGUGGCAUUGGCCUAUGUCAUGCACAAGACACCCUAUGUCUUCCCCAUCGUCGGUGGCCGGACCAUUGACCACCUGAAGCAGAACAUCGAGGCCCUGGCCCUAGAGCUGACAGAGAAGGACAUCGAGGAGAUUGAGAAUGCGGUGCCUUUCGACAUCGGCUUCCCCAACAAUUUCUACUAUGGUGAGAAGAUGGCAACACACCCGAACCAUGUCUGGAUCAUGGGAAUGGCUGGGACCUUCGAUUACGUCCCUCUGCCGAAGCCAAUCGCGCCAACGAAGAGUGGAGAGUAUCCCCUUCCGGGACCGCCCAGGUAG